Limulus polyphemus (Atlantic horseshoe crab) is the source of this 3123-nucleotide messenger RNA. Its product is annotated as probable serine incorporator. Gene Ontology annotation, cellular component: membrane. The coding region runs from base 157 to 1467 and encodes 436 amino acids. The record is from RefSeq and is a predicted model, not a curated record. The transcript is spliced from 12 exons. Lineage: Eukaryota; Metazoa; Arthropoda; Merostomata; Xiphosura; Limulidae.
CGUGUGUUUAUGUCUCAUGACAUUGUGAAAUUGUCAUUGCUGUUGUAUUAUAAAAAUACUAACGAGAGCUUUUGUUUAAACGUAUUACAUAGAGAUUUUUAACUUUACUGUAGUUAGUUUUGUUCACUGUGGAAUGAGUUGUAUGUAAUUAUUGAAAUGGGAGCGCUUUUAAGUAUUUGCACAGUUGGGCAGUUAGCCUGCUGUUGUGGGAGUGCAGCAUGUGGACUUUGCUGCUCUGCCUGUCCAACAUGUAAAAGCUCCACUUCAAGUCGACUUAUGUAUGCAGUCAUGCUGUUGGUGACCACCAUAGUAGCGUGUGUCAUGUUGUCUCCUUCAGUCAGAGAUGGUCUUCAAAAGGUUCCAUUCUGUAAAGAAAAUGCUAUAUAUUCUGUGCCUUGUGAAAAUGCAGUUGGUUUUCUCUCUAUUUAUCGUAUUUACUUCUCCCUGACUCUGUUUUUUGUGCUAUUUUCUCUCAUGAUGAUUGGAGUCAAAUCAUCCAGAGAUUCACGGGCUGGAAUCCAAAAUGGAUUUUGGGCCAUCAAAUAUCUUAUUCUUAUUGGUGGAAUAGUUGGUGCCUUUUUCAUUCCUGAAGGAAAUACAUUUGGAAAAGUGUGGAUGUACUUUGGCCUGUUUGGUGGAUUUCUUUUCAUUCUUGUUCAGUUGGUGGUGCUAAUUGAUUUUUCUCAUAGCUGGGCUGAAAGCUGGGUUGAAAAGUCUGAGGAAAACAAUUCUAAUAGUUGGUAUUAUGCUUUAUUUUUCUUCACCCUCCUUCAUUAUGUUGCUGUUCUUACUUCAGUGGUGUUGUUUUACAUCUAUUAUACACAGGCCAGUGGUUGUGGUCUUCAUAUGUUCUUCAUCAGCAUCAACAUGAUAUUAUGUAUUGUAUUGUCACUGGUGUCAGUCUUGCCACAGGUUCAAGAAGUGCAGCCACGAUCAGGUUUGCUUCAGGCAUCACUGGUUUCAGUUUUCAUUACAUAUUUGACAUGGACCUCCUUGAACAAUUCACCAGUCAGUCAGUGCAAACCUUUGAUCUGGCAGACUAGCAACAAGAGCUACUUUGAUGUUCAGAACAUCAUAGGCUUGGUUUUGUCAUUUAUAUGUAUUCUGUAUUCAUGCAUAAAAUCAUCCAGUAAUGGGUUGUCAAGUGAGGUUGGGUCAGAAGAGAAUGUAAUAGUGAGUGAAAGAGCAGAUGGAGUCAACACUAAUGAUGAAGAACGUGGCGUGGCUGAAGACAACGAAGAGCAUGGUGUGGUGUACAGUUGGUCUGUUUUUCAUUUCACCCUUUCCCUUGCCUCACUUUAUUUGAUGAUGACUUUAACAAAUUGGUACAGCCCUGAUUCAGUCAUUAAUUUAAGUGAGAGUACAGCAUCAAUGUGGGUAAAGAUGUCAUCAUGUUGGUUAUGUUCGAUUAUGUAUGUGUGGUCGCUGGUGGCUCCUGUGGUCUUACCUGAUCGUGACUUCAGCUAGAGCUUCUUACAACUGGAAACUCGGUGAUGCAAGUAUAAGUGGAUUACUAUUUAGCUAUUUCUGUAAACCCCCAUUUUAUUUCAGUUUGGGUUAAAAGUAUGGAAAUGUUAACUGCAGAAUGUAUAAUGGUGUAAGCUAUAUUGUGCACUUUAAAGAAGUAUGGUAAAAAGAAAAAUUGGUUUCAGUCUUUUUGUUGUAGUUAGUUAGUUAUUUUUGCUUAGAGUAUAAGGCUGAAACUAGGUACUAAGUGUGAUGUGUGUAUCUCAGAUCUAAAAAUAUCAAAUAUUUUGCUUUUAUUGCAUAUUUAAUGUACUAUGGCAUAAAAUCAUGUAAUACAAAAAGGUAUACAUAUCAAUUUUUCGAGUAGUGUGCAGUAUCUGUUAAAGAAAAAAAAAUUAUUGUUGAUAUAUUUAGAUUGGUAAGCAUGUGACUGUCAGAGUUGAUAGCUGUUUUCUGAAUCAAAUCAUAGACAUAUCAAACCUUAAAUUCUGAGGAGUCUGGUAUCAUUUUAAAAUAUUUUGUCAUGGUAAGACCAAAAUUAAAAGGUUGUAACAUCAAGCAUACUUUAUAGUGUUACUGUUGAGAUUGUAUAAAGGAUAGACAAUAAAAUGAAAACACUUAUUCAAAAAAAUUGAAACAUUGAACCUUCAGGGCAGUAUUAAUUAUGUUUGGUUACGUAUAUUGAAACAAUAAGGUAUUGGAAGAUUUCAAGUUAGGAGAGCCAAUAAUUUUUUUAGGGAUGUCAGAGCAGGAGAGUGUUGUCAAAUUUGAGUUUUAGGAAUAUCCUACAUUAGUUUAGUAGAAUCUAGUGAUUGGGUAGUUCAUAGUGGAUGAUUGAGGCUUAUCUGUUGCUUGGAAAACCAACCUGUAGUGAAUAAACAAAAGUCUAUACUCACAAAAUACAGUCCAUCCAUAAUGAAACUAUCAGCACUCUCUCUCUCUCAGUAAAAUCACGAAUUUUAAUCCCUUGGGCUCUCUAGGCUGUACCUGACAUACUUUCAGGUAAAUGGGACCAAAUAGAAUGUUGAUUCUUGACCAGAUCAGUUUUCAACAUAGUUCCAGAGUCCACAGUUUAUGGUUAUUGCAUAUGCAAAGUUGUAUUUCCUGGAGAAUGAAUGACUUGUGUAUUAUUGCUGUACACUAGUUUCUCAAGUGAUUUAAGCUUGUAUUUACAGGUACCCAAGACACUGGUUGCUUGCAUUCAUCAUUCAGUUCUGAGUGUGUUUAAUUUGCUGUUAUCUUUCUAUUUCAUUUCACAGUAUGGCUCAGUGUGCAUUGUUACUGAUUACAUAUUGUAGGUGUUUACCUUUGAGAUUUUACUAGUGUUUGCUGAGUUCUGCUAUCACAUUUUUUGCAGUUUGUUAAAUAUUUCAUAGAUGGUGUUUAGAAUUAAUUUAUCACAGGAACAGCUGACAGACAGAGAGAGAGAGAGACACACACACACUUUGUGUAUUUGAGAAAUUGCAUAAAAUUUGUAUUAUCAGUGUGCAGAAUCAUGCAUUUCUUUUGAAAAGGAUGAAAUUGUAACUGAAGUGAGCAAUUUAUUUUUGUAAACCCAUCUAGUUAGGCAAAUUCACAAAUGAUCUUUAAAAGUAUUUUUCAGAUUUAGCAUCUUAACGAAUUCAUAAUUAUGUUCAAGGUUAACAUUAGUCCUCC